Molecule: messenger RNA, 813 nt
Organism: Rhagoletis zephyria (snowberry fruit fly)
Lineage: Eukaryota; Metazoa; Arthropoda; Insecta; Diptera; Tephritidae
Product: putative nuclease HARBI1
Source: RefSeq, a predicted model, not a curated record
AUUUAAAAGCGUUUUAACAAUUAUGGAGGAAGAGCUUGGGCAAAGUGUAAAAUCAUCAUCGGUGACUCCUGUAAGUAGAUUGAUGGCAGUUUUGAGGUUUUUCGCUGAAGGAAGCUACCAACACGGUGUUGGGAAAGAUUUUGAUGUGGGGUUGGCGCAAUCAACGUUCUCAAAAACAUUGACAAAAACUUUAAAGAUCUUGGAACGCCGACUGUGCCCAGUAUGGAUUAAAUUGUCAAUGACGGAGGAGGAGAAUAAACGAGCCAAAAUGUGGUUUUACAGGAGAACCCAAUUCCCUGGCGUUAUUAUGUGUGUGGACGACACGCACAUUAAAAUACUUCCUCCUGCAGGCGAACCGUAUUUGUACUACAAUCGUAAGGGAUACUACAGCCUAAAUGCAAUGGUGAUUUGCGAUAACAAGAUGCAAAUAAGGUGUGUUGAUGCUCGGUUUCCAGGCAGUAGCCACGACUCACAUGUGUGGAAUGUAAGCGCGCAACAUAGUCGAGAGAGUCAUCGGCGUUUUGAAAAAUAGAUUUCGAUGCCUGCUAAGUGCUCGCCAACUACAUUAUUCGCCCCAAAAAGUGGUACAAAUAAUUAAUGUGGUAUGCGCAUUGAAUAACAUGUGCAUCCACUACGACGUAGAAGAUAAUACACCUGGUAUUAUGGAUGAUGAAUAUCAAGAUGUAAAUGAAGAAGAAGCGCCAUCAGAAUUUUCCAGAGAAGCGUCAGACAUAAGAAUGCGAAUUUUGAGAUCAUUACCUAACUAAUGAAAACAAUCCCAUAACUUUGUACUUCAUAUUUAUUUGAUAUAAA